CAAUUGCACGUGCGUCCGGAAAGUGACAACGCAUGAAAUGGGUUCCGAUAAUUCACCCAAACGUCCCGGUCUGCCGCCAGACAAUUCCGAUGAAGCAUUUCUUGAGGGCGGCGACACUGAUGAUCUCCAGGAAGAGUUCAUUGAAGAGAUCAUCGAAUUGGAUGAUGUGGAUGCCAUGGAAUCCGACGAGGAACUUGGUGAAGCAGCAGCAGAUGCUGAGGAGCCAGAGGAAUCCCUGCCCGUCCGUGACGACGCUCUCCUGACAUUCCGGGAACACUCAGGCCCUGUGUUCUGUGCCAAUUUCCAUCCCACUGAAUCCCUGGCAGUGACUGGGAGUGAGGACGACACGGCUUACGUGUGGAAGACAGACUCUGGCGAGGUGGUCUUCAAGUGCGAAGGACACAGUGACACUGUCGUCAGUGCUUCCUUCAGCUAUGACGGCAGUUACCUGGCCACGGGCGAUCUGGGCGGCUUCCUGCAAGUCUUCCGGGUGGCUGAUGCCUUCAAGCGCGUCUGGGACUUCAGCGUUGGCGACAUGGCGUGGAUGAAGUGGCACCGGGCGUCCAACGUCUUGAUUGCCGGCACUGAGAGUGGUGAAGUGUACUUCUGGCGCAUCCCAUCGGGCGACUGCAAGGUCCUCCAGGGGAACAACUCGAAGGCCGAGUGCGGAAGCCUCACUGCUGACGCCAAGAAGAUGGUUGUGGGCUACUCCGAUGGGAAUGUGAAGCUGUGGGACAUCAAAACGGCAGCAACUUUGCAGACCAUCGCGGCCAAUUCGCCACUGGGUCAUGCGGAUGCUGUUCUGUGCGUCUCCACAGAUCCGGAGGGCAGUCUGUUCGUGUCCGGCGGUACUGCUGGUGACAUGGUGAUCUCCUCCGCUGCAGGUCCGCUUGGGAAAAUCGACGUGGGCAGUUCUGUGGAGUGCAUAGCAUUCGCUCCCAGCACAGAUGCGCUCAAGCUCGUCGCCACGGGCACUCUUUCCGGGAAGCUGAUCAUCUGGGACGUCUCGCGCCAGAGUCCGCGGUGUGAGUGCAAGGAUGAGGACAUGUCUGGACUGACUGAGCUCCUCUGGACGCCGAAUAUGACUCUAUUUGCCGGCACUCUCGACGGAUCCAUCAAGGCCUUCGAGGGAAGGAGUGGCCAGCUGAAAAACACCUUCCUGGGUCACAGGAGAGAAAUUUACGACAUACAGCUGGACAAAAGUGGUCAAUUCCUCCUCAGCGCGAGUGAAGAUGGAACGGCGAAGAUUUUCCGGGUGAUUUCCUAGCCGGAAGUCCGCUCAUCUGUGAUUGGCAUCUCUGUAGACAAUCCCUCAAUAACAGACGUCUCAAUUA
This is a messenger RNA of Phlebotomus argentipes, 1334 nucleotides long. Its product is annotated as angio-associated migratory cell protein. Bases 38 to 1267 code for a protein of 409 amino acids. Gene Ontology annotation, molecular function: protein binding. The transcript has 3 exons. NCBI's taxonomy places the organism in Eukaryota, Metazoa, Arthropoda, Insecta, Diptera, Psychodidae. The record is from RefSeq and is a predicted model, not a curated record.